Messenger RNA from Spirometra erinaceieuropaei, 2280 nucleotides. Lineage: Eukaryota; Metazoa; Platyhelminthes; Cestoda; Diphyllobothriidea; Diphyllobothriidae. The record is from the annotation of a GenBank genome assembly.
AUGACCGAGAGCAUCUCGGAGGGAGGUAUGCUGCGUUCUUCUGUGAGUUCGUACUUUUCGGGAGCAAAGUUUCGAGACAUUUAACGAACGGUUUUCGGUGAAUUGAUCCGCUUCGACCAGCUGAUUUUAUCAAACAAUCUCCUAGCCAGCUGAAAAAUAUCUCAAGUCGAUAGAGGACCAGAAACGUCGUCGUGAAGACGGAAUCGACGAGGACGUCUCCGCAUCCUGCGGCGAAAUUGCAAGUGUAGGUAAACAUCUUCCCCGACAGUAAUUAUUUUCCUGCGGGGGACAAAACGAGAAAUAAGCGAAUCUAAAAUUUUGCACAGUUUAGCAGUUUAAACACUUACAUCCGAACUUAGGAAGAAGUCAAUCAGGUUGUAGGAAUUAAGGUGUGUUAAUGAUUCGGCUGAGCGAGCUAAUCAGAAAUCGAAGAUGAAGUUAUACUUUGAGGACAAAAUUUUGCCAGCCUCGAGUUCUAACAUCGAAUCAACUAUGUCGUGGCUUGAAACUCCGAGUGGGCCUAGGAAUGGCACUGUCAAGGGCCUGAAACCUCUACAGAAAAUAAGGUCAAGUAUAGAAGCGAAGAGCCGAGUCCCAUUAAGUAGUCUUGAAGAAGGAGACACGAUCACCGGGACAAGAGCUUUAUUAGCCUGACGUUUCGGAUUCCUUCUCGAAUCCAUCAUCAGAGACAAAAGAGCAGAAACGGGUGGUUGCUGCACAAGGGGCUGCGGUAUUUAUAGGAUGCAGCAGCCAUGCCACCGCAUGCCUAUGAACGUUCACGGCUUCCCCCUUCAUCCGGGAUUGUCACACUUGGGGUGAUCAUUGCUUGAUGGCCGACAUUCGAGUCGAUAAUUGCCGCAAUUUCAUCACGUGCGUUGGAUGUUGGCGUGAUGAUUGCUCGACCAUCUGAUGCGUUGACCCGGGUAUUGGGAAGAGUGUUCACCAGUGCGCUCCCCGCGUGGCCAAUUACUCCGCCUAGACGAAGUCUGAGCACGCUGUAUUUAAUGGGAAGAUCGUUGCACUUGUUGAUGGACUGGGGGCCAGUAAACCAUGAUUCCAGUAGCUCCCUGCUCACUCGGUUGUCACCUCUUGCGAGAAUUUCGGCCUCAUCGAAUUUAAAUGUGUGGCCGGAUCUCGUCGAAUGAGCCGCAACUUGAGAGCUGGCGUCAUUUCUGCGCACCGCUGCCGCGUGUUCGGCCAUUCUCGUUCGGAGCUGUCUUCCGGUUUCUCCGACGUAGUUGCUUUGUCCGCAACUGCACCAGAUCCGAUAAACGACUCCAGACGUUUCUAGCCGUGGCAGUGGGUCUUUCGGUUUCAUGAUCAGACGCCUGAUGGUUGCCUCCGGUCUGUGUGCCACUCCAACCCCAAGUGUUGCUAGAAGGCGGCCUACAGCUUCCGAAACGUUCUCGACAUACGGAAGUGCCCGCCAAGAUUUGGUGUCCGUGCGGUUAGGCCUUUCGUCCCUUUUGCGUAUGCACCGGUCGACGAAGUUGCGCGGGUAGCCAUUGGCUUUGAAGACCCGUCGGAGGUAUUGUAGUUCAGCAGUUUUGUCUUCCGGCUCACUGCAGUGCGUUUCGACACGCCGAUAGAGCGUCCUUACACAACUGCGUUUGUGGCCGAUUGGGUGGUUACUGUUGAAGUUCAGUACUUGCAUCGUAUUUGUCGCUUUCCUGAACACUUUGGUCUUUAGUCCACCACAAUCCUUGCGGCAUACGAGGACAUCCAGGAAGGCCAGCUGAUUGUUCUCUUCCUCCUCCAUCGUAAAUUGAAUGUCCGGGAAGACGGCGUUGAGAUGUUCUUGGAAUGUCAACACCUGAUCCCGUUCGAUGACGACGACGUCUCAAGUUCCUGACCGCUGAGUCAGAUACCACGGUCUCUUCGUCAGCACAAUUCCUGGAGAAACUCAAAGGGGUAAGCAUCCAUCCAAAUGAGGUCAUGGUAUCUUUUGAUGUUACAUCCCUUUUUACUUCUAUUCCCCAGGACCUGGCGAUCGAGACAAUUGAAGUGCUACUACAAAGCAAAUACGAUGAAACGGAGAACCGUCUUGGACACGCCCAAAUCCUUCAGCUCCUGAAGCUCUGUCUCAGGACGUACUUCACGUUCGACGGGAAAAUCUACGAACAGGUGAAGGGCACACCAAUGGGUUCGCCGAUUUCGGGAUUCAUCGCCGAGGCGGUCCUGCAACGGUUAGAGUCGCUGGUCUUCCAACACCACAGACCGAAAUUCUGGGCCCGGUAUGUGGACGAUACCUUCGUCGUCAUCGAAAGAAAGACAUGUUAA